Clarias gariepinus (North African catfish) is the source of this 4557-nucleotide messenger RNA. RefSeq names its product spermatogenesis associated 13 (gene spata13). Gene Ontology annotation, molecular function: protein binding; guanyl-nucleotide exchange factor activity. Gene Ontology annotation, biological process: lamellipodium assembly; filopodium assembly. Lineage: Eukaryota; Metazoa; Chordata; Actinopteri; Siluriformes; Clariidae. The transcript has 14 exons. The coding region runs from base 347 to 4132 and encodes 1261 amino acids. Gene Ontology annotation, cellular component: cytoplasm. The record is from RefSeq and is a predicted model, not a curated record.
CGCAACAAGUCGUGAGCGCGCACAGCCUUGCGUUGCGCCUUUUUUUUAUUUAAAAAAAUCAGUUAUUUAUAGUAUCUGAUUUUUUUUUUAUUUCCACAUUGCUGGUUAAAGUCAGUAAACGCUUUUCUAGGCCUUUUUUUAAUAACUUGUUCCCACAAUGUAACAGCACUACGCUGUUGUGAACAUUAAUCCUAAUCUCUUUGUGAACGACUUUUCGAUUUGUUCCCUGCCGAUCAAAGCCGAGCAUGAGAACUCCCGCGGACUUUGGACUGGUCGCUGUGAGACGGAGCCGCGCGCUGGAGCUCUGCUGAAAGUCGGGGAGAAACUCCAGCGCUUCACCGCCAGCAUGAGGAAGACUGCUUCCUCAGACUUAGCCUCGACCUCAUGGGCUUACCCAUCAAAAGGGGCCUCUCUUGAUCAUCACCCAGAGGCCCCAGUGAGGCUUAUCUGCAACUCCUUUGAGCCGGAGAAGCGGAUAAAUCCUGGUGCCCCAGUGAAGCCAGUCCACUCUGAGACCUGCUGUGAGAAACAGAGACUCAAUGGUAUGAACCAUGUGACGGUUGAUGCACAAGCUAUAUCAUGCCCCUCCAAGAACGUGCGGAGCUUUUCCUUCCAACGGAAGUGCGGUGCGACAGGCAGCGAGCGGACGCCACUUCGAGGCCCAGCCAGUGCUUCGCAAGCAUGGCCAGGUCUCCAUUUCAUGGGUUCUUUUAAAAAGUUGCGGUCCUCUGUUCUCCAGGGCAUCCAGAACAGGGGGGGUGUCACAGGAGACCAUCAGGAGAAAGACUUGUCCUUGAAUAAUCAGGAGAGCAACGGUUUCUUAGUAACCAAAAGACCUUUUGUAAGCAGUCAGACCAAUGGAAAGGAGAUACCAAGGGUUAAUAACCGUACAACGGCUCCAGGUGUUUCUGAUGAGGAGGAUGAUUACGAGGAAGAUGACUGUGGCCUAAAGAGGAACUCACACUUCUCGCGGAGUAUACGUAGAGCAUAUGGACCAGGGCGCAUCUCCUUGUUGGACAACGGAUCAAAAAAAUCGGAAGGUUCUUCCGCUCAAGCAUCUGCUCCUCGGACUCGACCCUUCAGCACUGUGGAACCCACCGGACCUGAUGUAAUUUUUAAUACUGAUGACAAUGUGAAGGCCUUGAGUAGACUUAGCAAAAGCGCUGAUAACUUGCACGUAUUCAAAAGUCCUUUCAAAUGCAAAGUACCCUCGACUCACAACCUAGACGAGUCGAGCACUCCAAAUUGCCAGAGAACAACCAAUGCUUCAUCUGCGGAAGGGCAGAAAUGUGUAUCAGGCGCCAUAGGAAUGCGGGGAAAGAUGCUCAAAUUCGUCGGCAGUUUAACAGACCUGUCUAGCAACCGCAGGCCAAACCCCGUCUCCACCCCCAGAGCCCCGUUAUCAGCCCUCAGCCAGCUCCAUGAUGACUACUGCCGCAGGACUCCCUGCGUACCUGCUCUCGAACGUCAACGCAGACCCCCACCUUCCAACACCUGUCCAGAUGACAAGCAGAAAGUAAAGGCUGAUGUUCACAGCCACUCCCCAGCUGUACACGCCAAUUCUUCAGUACCCAUUACUGUGGAUGCAUUGAAUCAUCAGGUUCCUGAGUGUUCCCGCUCCACAGAAAAGCUCUCCAGUUCUUAUCAAGUCCAGCUUCCAUCGGGCUUGCCGACGUCAUGUUCAGAUGUUUCUGUUGACCCUGUUACUCCUGCCACAGGAAAUUUGGGGAAUGUGAAGGACAAACAAAAUGUGAAAAGUGAAGUUAUGUUCCUGGAUGAGCACUGCACCAGGCCAGGACAGGAGCAGAGACUGGACAGUGAUAAAGUGAACUUGGAGUGCAUCUGGAAGACUCCGGAGAGACAGAGCAAAAGUCUAGAGGCGCCAUCCGAAGAACCGUCUUUCACAGACCUCCUGAAGUCAAACCAUGAAAGAUGCAGCGACUCAGUGUUCAUCAGCCCUCCUGUCACACCCACCUGUGCUGCAGAGCCGCCCCUGGUGACAACACCAACAUCGCCAGCCUCGCCAGCCUCCUCCUGCGACACGCCCGUCUCUACCGUGCCCCCGAGGAGGCCCAACACAAACAAACCUCGACCAAUCUCUGACUACGGACAGCUCAUGUGCAGAAAGUACGCCGUCCCCAUGGAGGAGAUGGAGCUCCAGGGUGACGCUCAGGAGCGGUGUAGCGCUAACGACACACACCCUGAUUCAGAUACUCAAGAGAGCAGCACUGUGAACGGAUGCACGGACAGCAGGAGGAGGCGUCCUAUCUCGGUGAUAGGAGGAGUGGAUCUGUUUGCGUCUCCUGACGAGAAGGACGAUGCUGAGUUGCCUUCUCCCGUCACUCGACCCCCUGUGCCCUCUCACGGCGUGCCUCCGUACCGCGGCGUAUCCGCCCGCCUGCGUCCCUGUGUCUUCUCCCAGAGCACACCGACGGGCCUGGACCGCGUGGGUCGCCACAAACCACAACGAAUCCUCAGCGAUGGGAACUCAGGGCUGGAUGGCAGCGUGAGUGAGGAGGACGGCAGUUUUGAUGAGAUCACCGACGGAACGCCGUAUCUGCAGCCAGAGGUCGAUCUGUCAACUUUAAACCAGUACAUCUCGUCGGGACAUGCGGUGUACGCCGAGGCCCUGUGGGACCACGUGACGAUGGGCGAGCAGGAGCUGGCCUUCAAAGCCGGGGACGUCAUCCGGGUGCUGGACGCCCAGGAGAAAGACUGGUGGUGGGGGCUGGUGGGCGAGAGGCAGGCCUGGUUCCCCUCCAGCUUUGUGAGAGUGCGUGUGAACCAGGAGGACUCGGCCAGCGACAGCGCGGAGAACUCUCCAGGACAGCAGGAGGCUCUUCAUAAAGAACCGCGCAGCCAGAGCUCUGAGCACCGGGAGCAGAUGAGGGCCAACGUGGUCCAGGAGAUCAUGAACACAGAGCGCGUCUACAUCAAACACCUCCGAGAUAUCUGUGAGGGUUAUAUCCGCCAGUGCAGGAAACACCCCGGCAUGUUCACAGACGCCCAACUCAAGACCAUCUUCAGCAACAUCGAAGAGAUCUACAAGUUUCAAAGAAAGUUCCUAAAGGAUCUAGAAAAGAAUUACAAGAAAGAAAACCCUCAUUCGAGUGAGAUUGGCUCGUGCUUUCUUCAACAGGGCGAAGGUUUCUCCAUAUACUCGGAGUACUGUAACACACACCCGGCCGCGUGUGCCGAGCUGCAGCGACUGAUGAAGCAGGGACGCUAUAAGCACUUCUUCGAGGCCUGUCGCCUCCUGCAGCAGAUGAUCGACAUCUCCAUCGCCGGCUUCCUGCUCACGCCGGUGCAGAAGAUCUGUAAAUACCCGCUUCAGCUGGGCGAGCUGCUCAAAUACACACCUAAAGACCACAGCGACUUCGAAGGUGUGUGUAAAGCCCACGAGGCGAUGAAGAACGUGGCCAGUCUGAUCAACGAGAGGAAGAGGAGGCUGGAGAGCAUCGACACCAUCGCGCACUGGCAGGAGGCCAUCCUGCACUGGGAGGGUGAAGACGUCUUAUCCCGGAGCUCUGAACUCAUCCAUUCAGGUGAGCUGACGCGAGUGGUCCGUGCCGGGAAGACGCAGCAACGCAGCUGCUUCCUGUUCGACCACCAGCUGGUCUUCUGUAAAAAGGACGUCCUACGACGAGACCUGCUGCACUACUGCGGACGCCUCAACACGGACAUGGUGGUGCCCCUGGACCUGACUGACGGCCGGCACCCGGACCUGGGGACGCUGCGGAACGCCGUCGCCCUGCGCAACCCUGACACGCUGGAGGUGCUGUGUGUGCUGAGCUGCAGGAAAGCCCAGGACAAGCAGCUGUGGCUCGAGGCUUUCAGCCGAGAACGCAGACGUGUGAAAGAGGACCAGGAGAUGGGUAUGGAGAUUAGUGAAAGCCAAAGAAAGCAGGCGAUUCAAAAUGCCAGAAAAUCAAAGCGAGGCAAAAUUAAAAAUAUAAAAUACGCAGGUCACCCAGUGUCCCAUCCGCACCAACCCUUACACCCCCUCCACCAGCGCCACAUCACUGUACCCACCAGUAUCCCGCAGCAGCAGGUCUUUUCUUUAGCAGAACCCAAGAGGAAACCUGCACACCUCUGGUACAGCUUCACGCGCAACGCCCUUUUCAGGAAAUGACCAGGACAAUAGAAAUGUUAUAGUCUUUAAAUAAUAAUAUAAAGAAGUUCCUCAUACAGCUCCGGUGCCAAUGUGAAGGACAACAGAGAAGAACAAAUACGUAGCGUGUGUGUGUGUGUGUGUGUGUGUGUGUGUAUUUGUGAGCCUUUGCUACCAAAAGUGUUGAUGCUCUACGUAUGUGUGUGUUGCUGCUGUGGUAAUGGUGCUGCUUGUAUCUGAUUUUGUAUGGUUCUGUUCACCACAUCAGCGUAUAUAUUAUAGAUGACCAUGAUGCGUAUUCAUCAAGCUUGAUGUAAAAUUUUAUGAAGGUAAGGCUGGAACCUUUAAAAGUUAGUUCUAACUUUAGAAAAGUCUGACACUGCACUAAAAAUAAAAUUCCUGUUCUGUAAAUAAACACUUACAUAAAGUGCACCUAUGUAAACUUA